AUAACACAAUAAAGUCCAAGACUUAUUUCCAUGGCGGUCCUCCGUGAAGACAGAAGACAUGCACUUAGAGAUGUUAUGAAGACAGAAGCAUGGUGUCUUCUAAAAAAAAUGGUAUUGAACUGCCAGUGUAUGUGAGGAUCUACAAGAUAGAAAAAGAAAGCAAAAGGAAAAAAAAAAGAAGCUGAACGGAGCUUCGAGCUCACAGCUUACAACCUUGACGAACUGUGACAUGACUGGAGGAUUGGCUGCUGUUGUGUUCCGGAGUGUCUCUCAGGACGACCCCUCCCACAGCAACAUGCAACCCGAGCUGCAGGUGAGCAGUCCGGCUGCAGCUGCUCUGCUUCCUCCUCACACUCUGCUCGGAGUGCCUGCGGCGGGGGACCGACGCGCUUUACUCCAGAAAGACAGAACUUGCCUUUAGGAUUUUGGGGCUUCACACACGGGACGCGGACCUGCAUCGCGUCCGGAAAACAGACGAGCUGGUGAUUUCAUUAGGCAGCAGUGUGGGCGUAAAGUUGAUAAAAGCCACUAUCAGAGGCUUGUAAACCUGACUUGUGUACACCCAGUGAGACAGUAACCUGAGAGCUCAUUGUGAGGGAACACCAGGAUGCAUCCCAGCGCUUCACAGCUUUUAGGCAAGACCGAUGUUGGAGGCAGCCGCCACAACCCUGCCACAGCAGCCUUGCUGCUCUCCCUGUGUCUUGGCUUCCCUCCCUCUGUGGCCACUUGCCCAACAUACUGCCUUUGUGCCAGUGAUAUAAUUUCCUGCAGCGGCCGCAAUCUGUCUGCGCUGCCCUUUGAUCUCCCAAGCUAUGCCACACGGUUGGACCUGAGCCACAAUGCCCUCACUGUCCUGCCUGUGGACUGGAUUUCCCGACCGUUCGACCGGCUUGCUUCACUCGUUCUCAGCCGAAACUCCAUAAGCCGAAUUGAGGUGAAAGCCUUCACUGUGACGCCGCAUCUCCUCCACCUGGACCUCUCCUCCAACCGACUAACAGUUCUGAACACGUCCAUCUUCACUGGGUUGAAGGAACUAAAAGAGCUGCUGUUGUUUGGCAACCAGAUCAUCCAGAUUAACCCAGGGGCCUUCAGCGAUCUUCAGAGCCUGCAGAGGCUCUACCUCUCUGGGAACAGACUGAUGGCUUUCCCCCUGGGGCUUUAUUGGGAACCUGGAGGUCCUCAUAAUCUGUCCUUUCUUGAUUUGUCAUACAACAGGCUCUCCAAGUUGCCCGUUCAGAGCCUGCUGUCUCUCACCCAGCAAGGUGGAAUUUAUUUGCAGGGAAACCCUCUGGUCUGUGACUGUGCUUUACUCGCGUUGCUGGAGUACUGGAUGUGGAAACAGUAUCGCCCCCUGGUGGACUUCAGAGGUGAAUACCCAUGUAGAGAAGAUUCAGGACCAGGGUCUGAGUGUAGCCAGCAGGUAGUGUCAGAUAUGUCCCUUGAGGCACAGACUUACCAAAUAGAGCCUGGUAAAUGGCUAAGACUGCCAUGUCCAGGGUUGGCUUCUCCAGCCCAGGAGGGGCUGGUGGUGUUCUGGGUUACCCCCAGAACUGUGGUGAAUUCAUCAACCAAUGAUCCGAGUGCCCACCUACUAGUUUUCCCCAAUGGCACCCUUGAAAUCCAAGGAGCCCUGAUGGAGGAUUCUGGUAUGUAUGGGUGCGUGGCAGGCCGCAGGCGCCACUAUGACCCCCCCGAGUCUUUGGAGGUCAAUGUGGUGGUCGGAAACUUAAGCACUGCCUCCGCCAGUGGCUUGGCACACCGUAGCGGUGCCGAGCAUUUCAACACAGCGUUUACCACCCUGGCUUCCUGUGUGGUCAGCAUCAUACUGGUGCUGCUCUACCUGUACCUCACUCCCUGUCGAUGCCGGGAAAGCCGGGGCGGGGGGUCGAGAGGGUGCGGCGGGCGAGCCAUCAUCCUCUGUUCAGACCCCAGAGAGGUGGAGUCAGGACAGCGGCGGUCAAAUGGAAAGAGGGUGGCUUUCUUAGAGCCUCAGGCAGACGACUCUGAUAUUGGUGGCCCAAAAACACCAGCAAUGAACUUGUGUGAUGUUACCACUGAGGGAAUUCUCAAGAAUGGAAGUAGGACAGUGGGACAGACCCUCACAGACCCCGCUCACAUGGCAUAGCAAGAAAAUUACCUUUUGCACAUUCCGGUAUUCUUACAGUCUGAACCAAAGUGUUUUUUUUUUCAUUGUCUUGUUUCACUACAACAUGAUGAAAUCCAUUUGAUGUGAAGUAGUGUACUGUGAUUCUUGUGAAGUAGUAAUACACUGUAGGGUUUGGGUGUUUGAAUUUCAAUGAUGUCUCGACUGUCAUUGGUGUCUGUUUUUUAUAUUAAGAGUUCAUAUGUAAAUUUCACUGUUAAUGUGGGAAAUUGAUACUGCAAAGAUCACAAAGAUUAUAUAAACGUGGGUGGUGUUUUAAAUUGGGCUGAGAGGAAUAUUCACACCUGAAUUGAAGCUGCUAUAGAGGCAAUAGUGGUUAUUAGACAGUAUAUGCAUUGUGAAUUCUGCCAUCAGUGACCCUUGUUAUUGUUAACCAUCUGUCUCUGUACUGUGAAGCACGUCAUUUUCAAAACAUGUCAGUCAUAUGUGUGAAAUUAUCUGAACUUUGAUGUUUUUCCAGAACAAACUGUGUCUGCUACACACCUUCUUCAGAUUAUGUUAAUCAAAUAUAACCCUGUGAAAGUUCCUUUAUAAAAAGCAAAGAAACAAUACAAAGUGAGAAAUAGUGAAGCCUAUUAUGUUGCUAUUAGGUGGAAACCUACAAACUUGUGUUUAGUCAGACAAAAAUGCAUUUGAUGAACUCGUGGUGGAAUUCUCUUAAAGGCGUGGUUCACUCAAAUUAAAAAAAUAUUUUUUCCCCUUUAUACUAUCUAGGCAUGCAGAAAGUUUCAGUUUUAUUUGCUUAGGUUUUGAGACAUCAGUCUCUGAGAUUUCUGUCUCCACCCCAAUACAAUGGAGGUUGAAUGGAAUUUAGUUUGUGUUCAUAGCACUGAAAAUUGUGUUUAAAGCUGCAUUAAUCAACAUUUUAUUUAUUAACAAUGUGUCAAAUGACUGUAUAAUGUGAAAGGGGUCACUCGAAGUGACAAACAAACUAAGAAUUAUAACAUAACUCUCAGGAGCAAUUUAGCAUCUUUCAGCCCAUUGUUUUGGUAUUUACGGCCCACAACUUUACUGAUUUGGUUCAGUCCCAUUGCUCUCAUCAACCCUGUUUCCAGCCACAGAAGGCAGCUUUUUUUUAGCAAAAAACACGUGUUGUUUGUUUUUUCGUAAUUUAAUCUGUUGGAUGAGCAUGAGAUGAUUUCGUGAAAAUUAUAAAAAAUUUCAAAUAAGGUAUGAAGUAUUCAUGUGGCUGCAGCUAUAUCCUGUAUAACUGCUGUAAUUUGAGCACAAUGAAGUACUUUGUUGGCACCGUAGAACAUCCACAGUUCUCCAAAGGGGUGUCAGAGUUGAGGUCUGGACCAGCCCACCUGGAGCUGGUUUGGAUUUACACUUCGCUGGUUGGACACUUGUCAACCUGAUCCCUGUUAAAAAUGGACUUUCCUUCUCACCCUCCACCUUGUUACACUGACCCACAGCUUUACAAACAGCAGAUUUACGGACGAAUUGAUCCUUAUUAGCUCGGACAGGAGGGGAGGUUGGGCUCGGUGAUGAAGCCCCAGUCAGCCCAGAUUAGUGUCACAGAAAUCAGAAGGAGGUUUGCCAGCUCGCCCCGAGCCCACCAUGACCCACAUUCCUCCAUCCUCCCUUUGUUUGAUUUUUAUAGGUAUGUGGACUCAUUUCCAAGGUGCCAAGAGGCUUGUUAAAGUUUCCUUGGCUCUACAUGUCCAUGCUACCACUGUCUGGAUAUUAACUUUUUAUAUUUUUCCUGUUCUAUUAGAUGCAGGACAAAUUUUAAGUAGAUCAGUGAAGGUAACACUUUGUCAUGACUUCAAGAGCUGCUAUUUGUAGGUAUGAAAUAAAAUGUUUCAAUUUGGA
Messenger RNA from Siniperca chuatsi (mandarin fish), 3979 nucleotides. RefSeq names its product amphoterin-induced protein 2-like. Lineage: Eukaryota; Metazoa; Chordata; Actinopteri; Centrarchiformes; Sinipercidae. Gene Ontology annotation, molecular function: protein binding. The coding region runs from base 608 to 2125 and encodes 505 amino acids. The record is from RefSeq and is a predicted model, not a curated record. The transcript is spliced from 4 exons.